AUGACAAAAGGUUUCAGGGUGCAGAGGCCAACUGACUUCACUGUCUUUUAUUUUCUUGGCAUUGCAUAUUCAUCGUCCAUAGCUCUACAAGCUUCACUGACGGGCGAGGAAGAGCAGUACAUUACUGUUUUGCUGAACACUCAGUACGAACAGAUGGGAAAGAUGAAAUUUCAAGAGAUGAUUAUCAGUGGAAUAGUUGUUUUAACAGCUAUUCUCCAAACUGUCAUAAGCGCGACUAGCUUAGCUAAUAUAACCAAUACAAGGUUGGUA
Molecule: messenger RNA, 270 nt
Organism: Brenthis ino (lesser marbled fritillary)
Lineage: Eukaryota; Metazoa; Arthropoda; Insecta; Lepidoptera; Nymphalidae
Source: the annotation of a GenBank genome assembly